AUGGGCUACGCAGGGUACGUGCCGGCAAAGCUGCCCCCCUCCAGCCUCACUCCCGUCCAAACCGCACUCUUCCUCGUCUCCUCCGUCUCCUCGCUGGAGCUGAUAGAGAAGCUAGUGUACAACGCUGUGGUAUCGCCCCAGGAACCAAAAUUCAAGAAGGUGCGACUGGGCAAUCCCCGCAUCAAGGCCGCCAUCAUCGACACGCCCGCUGCGCUAGAGGCCAUGCUGGCCAUGGGUUGGCAGCAGGCCCAGGAGGGAGAGGAAUCGGUGCUCCUGCUCUCAAAAUCUUUGUCCAUGGCAGUGGUGCAUGAUGUUCAGGAGGCCGCCUCGCGCGCAAAGAAGGCGGCGCAGGAGGCCCAGCGCACCGCGCAGCGAGCGGCUGCCGCCAAGCCAGCUGCGCUGCCGGGGUCUGACAGCCGGGAGAGCCUGCGGGCCAUGCUGGAGGCCGACCGCCGGGAAAGGGCGGCGCGAGGUCCGGUCAGCGUCGGCAGCGUCGCCCAGCCGCUGCCCAGCGCCGGAGGCGGCGGCCCUGCCCGCAUCCGGACGGCAGGGGAGGCCGGACUCAACUCGGGCUGA
Auxenochlorella protothecoides is the source of this 576-nucleotide messenger RNA. RefSeq lists its product as hypothetical. The transcript has 4 exons. The record is from RefSeq and is a predicted model, not a curated record. NCBI's taxonomy places the organism in Eukaryota, Viridiplantae, Chlorophyta, Trebouxiophyceae, Chlorellales, Chlorellaceae. The coding region runs from base 1 to 576 and encodes 191 amino acids.